Molecule: messenger RNA, 522 nt
Organism: Exophiala bonariae
Lineage: Eukaryota; Fungi; Ascomycota; Eurotiomycetes; Chaetothyriales; Herpotrichiellaceae
Exons: 2
Coding region: 1-522 (173 amino acids)
Source: RefSeq, a predicted model, not a curated record
AUGCCAUACACGGAAGAGAUGCGUGCGUCGUUCAAGCAAAGUACCGAGAAAGCAGUGGGGACGCUAGUCUUGGACGCAGACAUCCAACAACUGCCUCAGGACUUCACAUAUCGGGAAGCCUUCCUCCGCAUCAACUAUUGCAGCUGGUCUUCACGGAUGUGGACGCUCCAAGAAGCCGUCCUCACGCCGAGAGUCUUCUUCCAACUGCGUGACGGGUAUGUGGAGCUGGAGGAUGUCGUCAAGAGAUCCGCCACAGGCGAGGACUGUUCCAACGUACCCGUCAAACCACUUCUGGCAUACAUACACCUCAGGCAGUACCAUUGCGGCACAAACGAUGCCGCAUCUGCCGCGGGGAGUGCCGACCAUCUCGCAAUGCUUCGUCAAGCCCUGAAAGACCGCCGCACAAGCAAUCAAGCCGACAAGCGCUUGAUCGUGGCCAAUCUGCUCGGGAUGGAGGUCGCCAGCGUUCCGAAAUCUACUUUCAGACAGGUGCUGGGGCAGGAAGCGACAUCGGAAACUUGA